AAGAGAUUCGUUGAUUGAACAUGAUAGCAGAUCAAGGUUCUAGUUUCUUUUCUCUUGGCAAAUGCCUGCAUCGGUUCAUUGCUUAAUGUUGUCUAAUGAAUGUUCAAAAUUAUGUAAAUUAAUUGGCUAAUUUUAGCUCAACGAUCUCUUUGAAAUGUCAUUGAGGUUUGAUAUUGAGUUACAUGAAAUAUGUUUCUGGAUAAAGUGCGCAUGCCGACAGUCACAUUCACAGUGAUUCAUUUCCGCAUUUUUAUGUAAGCGCUCAGUAAGUAAUGCCACAAAGAAAGAAAUUAACCUGUCCGGAAAUCUCCCCGGGACCACAUCUAGUCGACUGUCAAGGAAGUAAUCCUUUUGGUGGACGGCGUUUGAUGAUACAAACAAACGAGUACAAAGAAGUACUGCAAUCAGAGAGCUCUCCCGAUGCUGGAGACAGAGAAUGUGAAUCUGUCCCGAACUUCAGUGUAUCUCAGUCAGAAGCUGCGUUAGAGGACGAAGAACUCACGGAACUGGAUGGUCAGGACCUAGACGCUUAUAUAGAACAAGAUUUUGAGAAUGGUUCCAAUAAUGAGAUCAUUCAUCUGAAUCAAGCGAAUCAUCUACAAGACAAAAGAAAGAGAAACAAUUCUACCGAAGUAAAUAGAGCAACAACGAAGACAACCAACAGAUACAGUGUCUCUGAUGCUGGUGGUAAUGGUGCAUGUCCAAAAUCCCAUACAAUCAAAAAACGAGUACCAGAUGAGUCUCCACUGAAUGUAACUGAUGGCUGUGUUGAAAUUUGUGCUAUUAAACCUAGUAGCAAGCCGCUCGCACCUAGAACCUCAUUCACACGCACCCAUAGAAGAGUGCCGUCAAAUGGCAAUGAACCCGAAGCACACAGUGGUCAGAGUAAUGCCAACCGUACGGUUCAUGUUACAGAAGCGCAGAAAGGUGAGCUAAGGAAAAACAGAGUGACACACGAAGUAGAAAAAAAGCGCAUGAAAUGUAACAACGAUACGACAAAGAAAAUCAAUGGCACUGCUCAACCCCCCAGCAGUUCUGACAAAGAACAUGCCUUCGACUCUCAGAAGAUUGAACUCCUCAGAGCGUUCAUCAGUUCUCGAGCUUUUACUGAGAUCAACAAUACAUCUCAGUCAGACCACAGUGCCGACAGCGUGUCACAGAACUCUAGACAGAAGGCCAACACUGCCAGACUUCUUCAAAAUUUACUGACUUCAGAGGUAGCAAAAAAGCCUCUUAAAAUCAAUGUGAACACCAACGCCCACGGAGACCAGAAUUCCCAGCCCACGAUAGUCACACACAAUAAGCCAACCCACGGCAGUCAGAAGUUUUUAGUCCGCAAGGACAAGCAGUGGAACAACGGGGACGGCUGCGAGCCUUCUUAUAUUAUUCAUAUUGAAUCCAGGACUGACCAGUCAUCAGUUUGCAGCAAGCCACCAAUCGAAACGAGGAGAAGACGAGGUGACAUUGUUCGUAUGAAACGCCUGGAGAUAGCGGGGGAGGGGUCGCUUUCUACGCCCCACAGCAGACACAGCGAAAGUGAAAGUCCCCAUGGGAAAAGAUCCUCAGAAAAGACACAAAAUAACGACAGUCAGUUUUCCAACGAUGGACGUCAGCGUCCAAACAGUGAAACGGACAAAGCAGACCAUGAGAUUUCGUUGAAAUCAUCGGAUAGAAGAAGGGCGCUAUCUGACCGGAAAGAACAAGGUGAUCAUAGGUCAGUGAACCGCGCAAACUUUAAUUUGAGACUCAUCGACCAUCUCGAACGAAAGGAGACGUCUCCAAACAAUUCAGAGCCAUUGACUUUGAGAAAUGACGUGACGGCUGGCUCCGUAAAUAAAGUGACCAAAAUACCUGUGGUAUUUAAAGAGUCUAUCACGUGGAUCUCCAAACAGGCUUCUCCUGCUUCGGGUAGUGUUGGUAAAAAUCUUGUGCAUGCUCAUAACGGGAACCAGAGUAAACAUUCUUUAAGGAGCAAUGGAGAUAGAUGUCCUAAAUUUGACAUUGAUAUAUCAGAUAACUUUAAUGACAACUCCGAUACUAACAAAAUGUUACGCUCACAUCGACCACGACCUUCCAAUGGAUUAGAAAAAGAAAAUGGAAGCAAUAGUCCAAAAGUGACAAACGGAUCUCGACCAGGGCACAAAAAUGAUCGCGAAGAAGGCAAAGCAUACACCCUACCAUAUGUCAGCCUUCCGUGGGAGGUGAUGAGCUCCGUUUACGGUAAAAACUACGAAGACCUGCUGCCGUUCGUUAAGGUAACGCACGUGCGAGACGUGGCAUGUCAGUACUCACCCCCUUCUGAAGAUGAUAACCAGGAAGGUGAAAGGGUCCAUUUGGCGAAUCCAAAGUGUUCUAGAACAUUGCUGAAUGCUCAACAAGGUCAUCAUGAGACGAACAUAUCCGGAAACGCUGUUUGGUCUCAGGAAAGAGAAGAAAGCAAUUAUUUUGAAGAAGCAACGCACAAUGAAAUGACUCUGAGAGCUUCUGAUUCUGACAAGCAUAGAAAGUCUAUUCCCAUGGAAAGCUCGUGCUCUAUUAGCUGUAAAUCAAGACAUGUCGUAUCAAAAAGUGAAACAUUUGCUAAGAAACCAUCAAAACGGAAGAAAAACCACGUGUGCAGGAAAUCUGAGGGCAGGAUCCAUUCUGAACAAUCCAAAGUUUCAUGUGAAAGUCCGGAAAGUUUAAUUUCAUGCGAUGGCGAAAGAUACAGGCCAGACUCUCCACUGCCGUCGUGGUCAGGGCAAAACUAUAAUCCCAACGCUAAUUUCAGCUCCUGCGAAAUUUCUCCGUACUCUGAAACUGGUAUCCGUAGACAGGUUUGGCCAACAGGGCACCCCUCUUUGUGCUCAUCUUCUGAACAGGAUACUGAAGGAUUGAUGAACCCUCACCUUAACGAGAAUUACUCAAACCAAAGGUCAGCCCAGUCUAGUGACGGUGAGCCCAUUGAUGAAGCCAUUGUCCUGGAGCCAUUGAACCCUUCUAUGUUGUAUAUGCCCACGAAGGACACGCCGUCGCCAAGGUAUAGCUCCCACGUGUCCCAGGAAAAGCUUCAGAAGUUGAUUGAAGAAGCCAAGGCAAACAGUCGAGCGAGCGUUAAAAUUUUGGAUCAAAAUACAAAUUUUGACGUCGAUGGUACUUACCAAGAAAAAGAGACUCAAGAUGUGACCAAUACAUUCAUUGGUGAAUACCUGUAUAAACUGUGGAAGAAUGAAUGUCUUUGUGAUGUCAAAGUGACAGUUGAAGACGUCGAUUUCUUCGUCCACAAGCUUGUGUUGGCAGCUUUCAGCAACGUCUUCUGCCCCUCAACACCGCAGCCGCCGCCUUCUGUGUGCUUCAACGUGCCGUGUUCAACUCCAGACGCAGUCAACCAAAUUUUCAACUACAUCUACACGUCAAGUAUGGAGCUGAAAGACGAUCUUCUGGAGCCGAUUCUCAGUGCUGCCAUCUUUAUGGGGAUCUCGGAAGUGAUUGAAGUCAUCAACGAAAUUUUGAUGAAACCAACUAUGGAAAACUUAGAGCUCUAUAUCAAGGUGAAACGUCGUCAUGGGACCUACGUCAGUCUCGCGACGUUCCCAAAACUUUAUCAGAACCACUUUUUGGAGCUGAUAAGUCAAGAUUCCUUUCUCAACAUGACUAUCACUGAGUUUGAACAAAUCCUCCAAGAUCCAGACGUUUUGGUGACCAGCGAGUUAGACACAAUAAGUGGCAUCGCCAGUUGGGUCAAAUACAAUGCAUGUGAACGGUCUUCCUAUCUGUCCAGGCUGCUCCGAUGUGUUAGUUUCGAGAGCAUCUCGCCCAAGCUGCUGGCCUGCAUAUCAGAACAGUACAGCUAUUUGUUCAACAUACCAGGGGCCCCACAAGUUAUAAGCGAGGCCUUCAAGUUUCAUGCUUUGAAACUAGAGACUCAGUGUGGUAGCUAUCCGCCAACUAGCCCGUGUAAGCCAACCAAGAAACAGAUGAAAGGCCUCAAAACUGGAUGUUUGCAAAACAGUAAAAAGAAAGAUAAGUUACGAAAAGCUAUUUAUUACAGUCCAAACCCUGGAACAACUAGCUGCGCAUGUGAGACAUUCCCAACAGAUUCCAAGCAAAGAAUUGCCGCCAACCAAUCUUGUGGCAAAAUAGACUAUGAAAGUUUCGGCUCGCGCAAACCCUCAGCUCAAAACUUAAAUUCGAGCGCCUCUCAGAACCGGGAGUUCAACGCCGCGAGGUACGACGUCUUUCCGUCCAACUAUUUAAGAAACCUGCCACUCGACGCCUCGCAGCCCUCGGUAUCACACCACGGGAAGCAGUGUACCCCUAGCGGGGCUGUCAUGGCAGCACCUAAAAUACCUCCCGCGGUGUCGAGUAAGCGAAAUGAUAUCAUGAAGCAGCAUCCGGGUAUGGUCUGGCACUCGACGUUGAACGGAGACCGACAGCUGUGGAAGUGUACAGAGGUUCCUCAAAAUGAGCGUGUCUACUCCAAUAAACUGAGGCACCUUAGAAUCACACCAACAGGCCGUCCGGCGUCGAAGCUGCGCAAAAAGAGGUCAGUGCGACAUAGACACAGCCACGGCUUUAAUAACAACGCUGCCGACUUUGGAUUUAUUAUCAAUGCUGCCAUUAUGGAAGAAUCGUGUGCAAAAUUGGAAGAGCAGCUCGACGCAGAUGUCUCAGAGAGCUACAACAUCGAGUCGGUGGCUGGCCUCAAGUCGAACUGCACGAGUCCCAGAUCUAAAGAAGACACAGAAACAUUUGACACCCAAGAGAUCAGCUCACUGGAGACUUGUUGCAAUGCUGAAAAACAGGAGAUAUUAGCAUUUCCACAGGAUGCAUCCCCGCACAGUCUGGUGACGAUCUCUACAAAAGAAAAUAUUCUUCCGAAAAAAGGUUUCACUGGUUUACAAUCAAAACGACUAGUACUAAUUGAAAAUGUCAACUGUUUUCUACCAAUCACAUCUUCAGAAGAUGAACUGGUUGGAUUCUAUGAUACUAAGCAAAAUAUGAAUGUAAUAUAGAAUCAUUUAUUCUCUUAUAACGUAAUUUUAAUAUGAUAUAUAUAUAUCAUAGGAUGGACAUUAGCGGUACUUCGGGAGGGCUUAAUGGGAAAUGUUAUAACAUUAUUUCUCGGCAUCUUCCUACAGACAUAUUUAUUGAGUGCUUAGUUUAAACAUUUGCAUCUCCAAUCAUGAAUGUCUGUUCCUUGGCCACCUAAGUGUCACAAUCAUGAAUGUCUGUUCCUUGGCCAUCUAAGUGUCACAAUCAUGAAUAUAUGUUCCUUGGCCAUCUAAGUGUCACAAUCAUGAAUGUCUGUUCCUUGAUCAUCUGUGUGUCACAAUCAUGAAUGUCUGUUUCUUGGCCAACUAUGAGUCACAGUCAUGAAUAUCUGUUCCUGGGUCAUAUAAGUGUCACAAUCAUAAAUGUCUGUUCCUUGGCCAACUAUGAGUCACAGUCAUGAAUAUCUGUUCCUGGGUCAUAUAAGUGUCACAAUCAUGAAUGUCUGUUCCUUGGCCAACUAUGAAUGUCUAGAAAUGUUAAAAUCUAUCUCUGCCAACAGCGAUGAGAAGGGAAUUGACAUCUUUGACUUUUAAGCAAUGCAACCAAAUAAUAGUUUAUAAUAGUUUUUAUGAACGCUAAGCGUGAUACAAAGACAUGUAUGCUGAUGUUUAGUGAAUGAAUUGUUUCUCUUAUACAUUUUUAUACAUAUCUACUAGUUACUCUCUUUUGCUGCCUUCCUUUACUAACGUGAACAUUUCCAACAGACAGUGUAGCUGUGACGUACACGUCUUCUGUUUCAAACCAGAGUAGAUUUGAGUAGUGGCUAAGUUGGAUCUUAUUGCGACGAAAGAGUUGAAUAAACUGGAAUGAAACAUU
Molecule: messenger RNA, 5850 nt
Organism: Biomphalaria glabrata
Lineage: Eukaryota; Metazoa; Mollusca; Gastropoda; Planorbidae
Exons: 9
Coding region: 273-4994 (1573 amino acids)
Molecular function (GO): protein binding
Source: RefSeq, a predicted model, not a curated record